This is a messenger RNA of Didymodactylos carnosus, 498 nucleotides long. The record is from the annotation of a GenBank genome assembly. NCBI's taxonomy places the organism in Eukaryota, Metazoa, Rotifera, Eurotatoria, Philodinida, Philodinidae.
AUGUAUCAACAAUCAAGAAGACAUUGUAUUGAUUCUAGGUGGUUUACAUACACUGUAUUACCUGUUGAUUUACGUGAAAUAUCAUCGCUAAGUAAACAAUUGAAAUUGAUUGAACAAAGUCUUGAUUAUAAUUUACCAACAUUUUUUCUCAGCGAAUGCGUUCUCAUCUACAUGUCAUUGGAAAAUUCAACAAAUUUAUUAUCUUAUAUUACACAAACGUUUUUCUCAUGUUUUUUUCCUAAUUUUGAACAAAUAAAUAUGUUUGAUCGUUUUGGACAAAUUAUGUAUGAUAAUUUAAAACAACGAUGUUGUCAUCUAUUGGAUAUUCAAGCUUGUAAAACAAAACAAACACAAUGCGAACGAUUCUUAAAUACAAACUUUCAACAAACACAAUGUAUUAGUCUAAAUGAUUAUUAUAAAGAACAUGUAGAUGUUAAGGAAAAACAACGUUUAGAUAAAAUUGAUGGCGGAUUAGAUGAGAAAGAAUUAUUAGUAUAA